CAAGCCGAUGAAGAGCGCAAUCGACACAAAAAGCAAAAUGGAAGAAGARCCACUAAUCGAGCUCACGGGAGUACAAAUUCAYGAGUCCGAUCGUAAAAMUCUAUCACAGGAUGAUAGUGCAUUCCUAUGUCUAUUCUCUAAACGUGAUAUCCAGACUACAUUUGGCAAUGUACACGUAUCUGUGCAAGGUAAAGAAGGCAAGSCAGCAAUCGUCACKAUGCAUGAUGUCGGACAAAACCACACUUCAGCAUAUUUGAGUUUCUUUAACUUCGUGGAGGUCCAGCCAUUGUUGGAGCAUUUUUGCAUUUAUCACAUAGAUGCACCAGGACAAGAAGACAUCAAGUCUGAGUUACCUGAGAAUUAUAUCUACCCAACAAUGGACGAGAUGGCAAAUCUUGUUGUCAGUGAAGUUGUUGAGCAAUUGUCAAUCAAAUCGUUCAUUGGUAUUGGAAUUGGUGCUGGCGCCAAUGUCUUAUGCAGAUACGGCUUACUCUACCCUARCCAAGUGGAUGCGUUGAUUCUUAUUAACUUGGUAACUUCAAAAUCAGGCUGGAUUGAAUGGGGAUACGAAAAGGUUUGUGUGCGUCAGCUACAUAGCAAAGGGCUGACCACAUUUGUGGAGGAUUUUCUUCUUUGGCAUCACUUUGGCGACAAGACAAAGAUUGAAAACAUGGAUCUUGCUUUGGCWUAUAAAGAAAGUCUUAGGACUCUGUUGAAUCCAAGAAGUCUAGGGCUAUUUCUUGAUUCGUACAUCAAACGUACAAACAUUGAUAUAGUCAGACCUGAAGGUACAACAGGAGUAAAGAAAACCUUGACGUGUCCAACUCUGCUAUUGACUGGGACAUCUGCCCCUCACAGGAAAGAAGUAGCUGAAGCUAACGGUAAAAUGGAUCCUACAAUUACUGAAUACAUGAAGAUAUCUGACUGUGGAGGAAUGCCCUUGGAAGAGCAACCACACAARGUGGCCACAGCAUUGAUUUUGUUUUUACAAGGGCAAGGUUUUGUUCAAAGAUUAAGGACAAGCUCUGCUAUGUCUCUUGKCAAAAUMCGUGCAGACUCGUCAACUGGAAGCUCAUCAUCAGGAUUGACUGCAUCUUCUACUGCAAGCCUGCCAAAGGAACCCCAAGCCUGCUAGAAWCACUAUUCAAUUUCACCAAUGCUUACUAGUGAUGUUUUCAUAUCAGAUCCAUUUACUGUUAAUGCUUUCCAUUGUGAUAACAUUUUGAAAAUAUGACCACAAAUUUGACAAUAAUUAUUAUAAUGUUGAUUAUCAAGACUAAUGAACAUGAAGAUAAUGAUGGUAGUGAUGAUCAUUAUGAUGAAGAUACAUGUACUGUAGAUUAUGGCAUUGUUAACAUGAAGUUGAGAUAUUGAAGAAAGACGUGAUUACUAGAUCCACACUAACUUGGCUUUUUUGCUUUAACAAUUAACCAUUGUCUUGCACACUUAUAAUGGUGCGCAAAUUACAUAAUAUAUUGGGGUUAUUCUUCAUCAAAUUCUUGAGUUUAUUGUUACAAUCAUGUGRAAUGUAAAUUUUAAUCAUUUUAUUUAUCAUUUUCUAAUAAUGUUUUAAUAUAUGCAUUGUUGUAAAGUAUUGAAACAAAACUAUACAUCAAAUCGUUUUGAACUACUAAGUUUUGUKUGCUUAGUGUUUGCUACAGACUACAUUUUCAGGACUACCAUACAUACAUAGCCUUUUGUAAUGUGUAUAUCGGAUUACCAAUAAUAUUUGUAACUGGAAAUAAUAUUGUUAAGGUUGUCCUUGAUCAAUUCAAUCUAUUUUCUGUAUCAAACAGUGAUUUUUCAUCAACCAAGUCACUUGACAGUGAAAUAAAUGGCAACUAUUCAUGUGUUAUUAUAGUUCGAUAGUCURAUGAAAAUCAAAUGACAAUUACUACCUAUUUUUGUGCUAUGUGAACAACUAUUGACUAUUAGCUUUAUUGUUCUUUCUCAUGGUUAAAAAAUCAAUCGAGUACAUCCGAAAUGUUCCAUUUAUAGUAUUUAAUCAAUAUCUAAAUGAUAUAUAUACAUAAUUGGAAAAGCAUGUCCAAAAGAAAUAAACAUUUUAUACUUUGAAGUUUAGUGGAAAAGGAAACCAUUGUUCUGGGCUGGCUGGCUGUUUUUAUGCUUUGUUCUAUAGUUUUACUCUGGGUUGAGCCAGCCAAUCACCAGCGACAUUCUUGGCAGCUUAAACGGUGCCCAAUGUAUUCAUUAAUGCCACAGACAAGUAAAUAGUUCACUCACAUUUGUAACACAAGCACAAAAUAAAGUUACGUCUAUUCUUCACUGA
Messenger RNA from Exaiptasia diaphana, 2290 nucleotides. Its product is annotated as protein NDRG4. Gene Ontology annotation, cellular component: cytoplasm. The transcript has 3 exons. The record is from RefSeq and is a predicted model, not a curated record. Bases 8 to 1135 code for a protein of 375 amino acids. Gene Ontology annotation, biological process: signal transduction. Lineage: Eukaryota; Metazoa; Cnidaria; Anthozoa; Actiniaria; Aiptasiidae.